GGAGGGAGGGAGCAGCUUUGGGAGCCCUCUUACUAAACUUUUAGAACAAUCCAUUUCCCAAAGAGUGUGGGAGGGAGGCAGACAGAAGUGGAUGGCCCGAGACCUGGAUUCGCAGCUUUAAAAGCAGGAGCGGGAUUUGGAGUUUGGGAUAAGCCUGUCCCUGGCCGCCUGGAGAGAGUGAGGUGGAAUAUAGCAGAGUUUAUCUGGAAGUUUUCACUCACUGGGGUGGGAAGAGAAGGAGCAUUUAACAGGGUGAUCUGUGGUUCAGGGGGUCCAGAUGGCAGGCAUGAGGGGCCUGGCCUGCACUGGCGUCUGGCUCUAGAGUCCACAGGGGCUCCCACUUCAACUGGACACAUUCCACAGGACGUGUGCCCAUGAGGUCGUCACCACUGGUCCUGCUCCUCCUGAUCGGCGUCCAGGCUGUACUGAACAUGGGAGGUGGAUUGGCCCGGAGUGCCGGGGCAGCCAACCACAAAGCAGGACAGCAGACGGCAGCCAAUCACAGAGCAGGACAACAGCAGACAGCAGUGGGGGACCACCUUUCUCAACACCAUUCUUCACAGGAGCAUCACAGGACCAGCCACCACAGGACCAAGAGGCCCCAUCGGGCGGCAUCACGCAGCCAGGACAGGAACCCUGUCGGCAUGCACUCGAAGGCAGAUUCCCCUCCUGACCCCUCCAUCCCAGUGGUGGACCCCAAGCUCUUCUCCAAGAGACGUUACCGCUCCUCGCCCCGAGUUGUCUUCAGCGAGGUGCCCCCAUCACACGAUGCCCUGGAAGGUGAGGGCUAUGACAUUGAAGGGGUGAGGGGGGUGAGGGUAAAGCGCAGAGCAGGAUCGCACACCAUGCACCGAGGAGAGUACUCAGUAUGUGACAGCAUAAAUACCUGGGUGGGGAACCUGACACGAGCCACAGACAUAGCUGGGAAUGAGGUGACAGUGCUGCCUAAUGUCACAAUCAACAACGUGGUGAAGAAACAGUUCUUCUAUGAGACCACCUGCCGAUACCCCACGCACAGAGGCUCCGGGAACGCAAACGGGGGAAGGCCGGGGGGGCGGAGUGGCAAACAGGGCAACAAAUCGGGCAACUCGGGCUGCCUCGGCAUCGAUAGUCGCCACUGGAACUCCUACUGCACCAACACACACAUAUUCGUAAGCGCCCUGACCAUCUUCAAGGAACGGACAGCCUGGCGUUUCAUCCGUAUCAACGCUGCAUGUGUGUGUGUUCUCAGUCGGAAGUCUUGGGCAGGACGACUGGGGCACUGACUGAGGAGGACGACCUCCUGACCAACUAUGAACCAAGCACACACAUUUCUCCUAAACAGCCACUGCAGCUUUAUUGCCAAUACUGUAAUCCUCUUCCCCACCUCCAAACAUACACACACCAACAACACACACACUGACCACUGCAUUCAGUCCAACCACACACACAGACACACACACAAACAUCUUCAUCUAUCCAACCUCUUGGCCCCUGACCCUACCUCAGUCCGAGAAGUCCUGGUUGUUUUAAGUUAUGAGGACUGCAUGUCAUAUUUAUGGUUUAUACAGUCAAAUAUGAAAAUAUAUACGGUAUGUGUAUAUAUACAAAAUGAAUUCAAGCUUUUAAUGUUGUUGUUAUUGUUGUCGUGUUGUUUAUGCUGUUAUUUAUUAAACACCUCAGUACUUGC
This is a messenger RNA of Lates calcarifer (barramundi perch), 1669 nucleotides long. It is a transcript of the gene ngfa, whose product is annotated as nerve growth factor a (beta polypeptide). Bases 375 to 1265 code for a protein of 296 amino acids. The transcript is spliced from 3 exons. Gene Ontology annotation, biological process: nerve growth factor signaling pathway; nerve development; regulation of neuron differentiation. Gene Ontology annotation, molecular function: growth factor activity; nerve growth factor receptor binding. Lineage: Eukaryota; Metazoa; Chordata; Actinopteri; Centropomidae. The record is from RefSeq and is a predicted model, not a curated record.